GUUUUCCAUCACACAUCAAGGUUCUACCAAAACACCCCGGAAACUGCUCUGCACAAGAACCCCAAAGAAAGCAAGACGAGAAUGUGCAGGGGUUUGUUUAGAGAUGAUACCGUCUGCCGGCUGCUACAUAUGGAAACUAUCACCGGCAUCACGGAUCCGAUCGGCAGAAUCCACCCUUUUUUGUGAAACCAAGCGCACACACAGACCAGAGUGUUUUCGGAUCCCUUAUCUUCUCAGCCAAGAGAUGGAAUGUGAAAUCUCUCCUCUAUUUUUACCUGCUAACUUGUUGUCUUGUUCUCCCGCUGGCGUUUUCAGUGAAAGGAUUUGUGCGAUGGUGUAUUUGGGGAUGGUGAAGCUUCGGCUUUUUAUUGCUCCUGAUUUGUCCUCUCAGGUUCAGGGAAUUAAAUUUAUUAAGCAAAUUGAUUUUUGGGUUAUCUGUUUUUCUGUUGUUAUUAUUGAGUAUGAGAUCAAAAUUGCAUGCCUUCUCUGUUUGGUUACUGUGAAAGUAGAGGAAAAUUGAAGAUAAAAUUAUCUGAUCCCAUUUCGUGGACUAAAGUAGAAUGCAUGCACCUCCAUCAAAUCCUGUUGACAUCAAUGGAAGGAAAGACAAUUCUGUUGCCAAGAAUUGUUGUUCCUCGUAAGAUAAACAGAAGAACAAAUAGACAGAAGAUUAGCAA
Messenger RNA from Rubroshorea leprosula, 677 nucleotides. NCBI's taxonomy places the organism in Eukaryota, Viridiplantae, Streptophyta, Magnoliopsida, Malvales, Dipterocarpaceae. The record is from the annotation of a GenBank genome assembly.